CAAAAUUUUCCCAAUAUGGCGGCUAAUAUGAAAAAUGCAUGCAACUUAGCCUGGUUAGUUCUUCAGGUUACGAGUGUUGUAUAGUUUUGCAGUGAAUAUUGCGUUGAGGAAGCCUAAUAGUGAAUGUUUAGACUGUCAGUAAAGUCAUGUGGUCAGAUGAUGGAAGCAGCAGAGAUUCAGUGGUGGAUCUAACAAACUCCCCGCCCCUCCAAGUAAAAAAGAGGAAAAGGGAAAUAAUCCCCUCAAAGCCAGUGUCCAAAAAUGCUAGCUCUUCCCAAUGGGUGAUGUCAUCCUUUGGAGACUUCGGAGACUUUGAAGACUGCGGAAGUUUUGCAUCCUCAACUCAGCCUGCAAAGAUGAAACAGUCUAAACUGGCCACAAAACCACUUUCUCAGUGCACUUCAAGGUCAGGUGUCAUCAAACGGCCAACUUAUGAGGAAGAAUUGUGGUCAGACAAACACAGUCCAAAAUGUUUGUCUGAUUUAGCUGUGCAUAAAAAGAAGACAGAAGAACUGCAGACCUGGCUCAAGAGAUAUCUGGAGUCUCACUCAACAAGACCCCCUGUGGUUCUUUUAACUGGCCCUGCUGGUGCAGGAAAAUCAGCUUUGGUGCAAGUGUUGGCUAAGGAACUAAACUGUGAACUGAAAGAAUGGACAAACCCCAUAACUGAUUCUUAUGGAGAGUCGUCUUUCCUUGACAAGAGAAGUAACUGGUCAGAUUACUCCAAGGUAGAAGGAAGCUAUUCUGGUUCUCAGAUGUCACAGUUCCAGCAGUUUCUGCUCAGGGCUAAUAAGUACAAUUCCUUGGACAUAUUUGGGAAUGUGGCCCAGGGAAAAAUCAUCCUUGUAGAGGAAUUUCCAAAUGUUGUUUACAAAGAUGCUGCAUCUUUUCAUGAAAUUUUAAGGAAAUACUCUAAUAUUGGGAAGUGUCCACUUGUAUUCAUAUUGAGUGAUUCCUCUAAUGGGGAGUCUAAUGAGAGGCUAUUGUUUCCCAAACCUUUACAACAGGAACUUCACAUAGAAAAUAUCAGCUUUAAUCCUGUGGCAGCAACAACAAUGUGCAAAGUUUUAACAAAAGUUGCAACAGAAGAAGCUGCACAUGGAAUGCACAAAUUUUCCAUGCCAUCCAAGGCUGUGAUAGAAUCUAUCUCCAUGUCGAGUGCUGGGGAUAUUAGAGGGGCCAUCAAUGCUCUGCAGUUUGCAUGUCUCAAAGAUACACAGGACCUUUUACCUGCCACAUCAAAGGGGAGACAAUCCAAGAAACAAUCAUUAAAGGGGGCACAGAAAUCCAGUAGAAAAACAGGAGACAAGAAUGCAGCUGACCCAGAUGGCACUUUAGCAGCCAUUGGUGGCAGGGAUACAUCACUCUUUCUGUUUAGGGCUUUGGGCAAAAUUCUUUAUUGUAAAAGAGAUGAUCCCCAAAAGCAUCCAGACUUACCUAAGUUACCUCCACAUUUAGUAGAACAUGAGAGAGACCCACUUAUUGUGAAGCCAGAGGAUGUAAUAGAGAAAUGUAACUUGUCUGGAGACUACUUCAAUGCCUAUCUACACCAGAAUUACAUAGAGUUCUUCGCGGAGAUUUCAGAUCUCGUCAGGGCAUCUGAAUAUCUCAGUGAUUCAGACUUUAUGACUUUCGAGUGGUCUACCAGAUCAGUAUUACAAGAGUAUUCAGCCUCUCUAGCAACGAGAGGGAUACUUCAUUCAAAUUCUAGUCGAUCUAAGUAUUCAACAGGUGGAUCCAGUCUAGGGUGGAAACCUCUUCACAAGCCUCAGUGGUAUUCCAUUCGUAAGACAGAGAGACAAAAUUGUGAAGUUGCUAGACAUUUAUUUAAAAGUUAUGCGUGUCCUCCUGAUGUUCUGCACACUGAGUUAAUCCCGUUUCUGUCCCUCAUUGAUGUCACACUUCACGACUCAGGUCAAAUUUCAUUUAUGAAUGAAAUAACCAAAUUUUCAAAUGCAACACUAAGAUCAGAAAAGCUGGAUGAGAAAGAUCUAGAGCUAAAUAAAGACUCGCCAGAGAAUGAGACUUGUAUAGGGAGCACAUGGUCUGCAAGGGUUGAAGAUGAUAACAUUUCUGAUAGCCAAUCAAAAGUUGUCACAGAAACAGUGGAAGAGGAGGAAGAAUAUGAAAUUACAGAGUUUGAUGACUGAUUCUGUUUGAAGUCCAUUAUGAAUGUAUUACAUAAUUUGUGAGAGUCAACACAUCAUUAGGACAUGCAUAUUGUAUGAGAACUUGCAGAUAUGUAUGAAGACCUGGAGUCUAUGCGAGAAAUUGCAGACUGUAUGAUGUAUGGAGUGCCAAAUUUAAAAUAAACUCAAAUAAUUGAAAAUAUCUUUCAUUAGUUGAAUAUGUCAUCUAUUCAAUUUUCAUGCACAAUAAUUGAAUUAAGGUGGGUCCUUAGUCCUGGAAUUUUGGGGUUUAGGUAGCAUUUUUUUGUUUGGAAUCAAUAAAUUAACAUUCAGAGUAAUGAAAAAAGGCAAAACAGUUAAGGAUUUCCAUAUUGAUUUUCAUUACAGACACUACUGAAGUCGUAUACCCCUAUGUAGAUUUUUAUGAAAUUCAUUGGAAACAGUUAUUUGUUGUUAUUUUAAAAUAAAAACAACAAAAUAUUGUUUGAAUUGCAUUUAUUUAUCAGGAAACAUGUCAAUAACUAAAACACAUGUCAUUUUCAAUAUGUUCAUCAAGUUUUAGAAUGAUAUGUGCAAAAUUAUUGAAUUGGCGUUAUUCUCCAAAAUGUUAAAAAACAAACAAAUGUGGACGCAUUUUCCUUAUUGCAUGGUUUACAUAUCAUUUUUUCUGUUUAUAUUAGUAGAUGUACAUCUGUUAUAGUUAUUUAUGGAAAAAAAUCCAUACCUUUCCUUAAUAAUUUCAAAUCUAUAACUUCCAGAGUAUGUAUACCCCCAUAAAAAAAUGAAGUCUGGCACCAUACAGUUGAGCUAUUCAAAAUCACUCGGGAUUAAAAUUUUAUGUACCUUCAUGAAAAGACACAGAUAAUGAUUCCUUAUCACCUUGGUAAAAUGUUAGUAAAAAAUAAAGGAAAUCUAUUGCAUAAUGAACUUGAUAAAAUAAUUUAAUGAAAACAGAGUUAUUGUCCUUGGAUUCAAUAUUUUGAAACAUAUCAUUGACUUUUCAAAUAUAACUAAGACUUUUGAAAUAUGUUAUGGCUAACAAGAUUUUUUACAAUAACUAUUGAAAAAGGCUUCAACAAAAUUUAUGUUCCUGUCAUUAAAUCAUUGACUUUGCAAAAUCCUAUGACGUCACAGGAGUGUGGAACUAUGUUAAUGUGUGCAUCAAUUCAGUUGAUGAAAGCAGUAAUUGAUUUGAUGCACACACUAAUUAAAUUGAUGUAAAGUGUGCAUCAAUUCAUUUAUUGCUCUCAUCAAGUCAAUUGAUACACGUAUUAGUGUGUUAGAAAAUUUGAUUUGGAGCUCAGUAUAAAUGAUUUGAUGAUUUCUUUAAUUCCCUUAAAGAUAUCUUUAAUUAUUUACAAUGCUUUUGUAUAAGGAAUUAAUGCAUGCAUCAAUUCUUUUAAAGAGAGCAAUAAUUCAAUCAAAGAGAUAAUUAAUUCAAUUGUGGAUAUGUUGAAUUGAAGAUAUCUCUGAUUAUAUAGUUGCUCUCUUAAAAAAAAAAUUGCAUGCAUUAAUUUAAUUAAUGAUUAUUACUCAUCAUAUCAAUUCAAUUGAAGAGAAUAAUAAUUCAAUUAUUGGGCGCAUUGAUUGAAUUGAUGCUUGCUGCAAUUCAAUUGAAGAGAGCAAUGAUUUAGUUAUUACACGCAUUAAUUGAAUUGAUGCACGCAGUAAUUGAAUUAUUGCUCUUUUCAUUUGAAUUAUAGCACGCAUGAAUUCCAUUGUUGAUAUCAUUAAUUCAUUUGAAGAGAGCAACAAUUCAAUAUUAUUGCGCACAUCAAUUUAGCAGGAUAAUUAAUGCUUUCAAUUAUUGAAGAUAUUAUUAAUUAUUUGAAGAUAUCUUUAUUGAAUUGUUGUGUGCAUCAAAUGAAUUGAUGAUGUCUUCUGAUAAUCGAAGAUAUCUUCAGUGAUUUGAGUUAAUGUUAAUUUGGUGCUCCAUGGUGAUGUGUAGAUUGUAUGAGAAUUUGUGGAUUGUAUGGGACUCGUAGAUUAUUCAGUUGAAUGCAGAAUGGAAAACAAACUAUUUUGUUUGUUGAGUUACCCAAUGUAGCAGAAUCUAACAACCAAUUUGAUUUUCAGGACUUUGUUGUAAAUGUUGUAUCUGGAAGAUGAUUACAAAGAGUGCUAUUUUAUGAAAAUACAGUUGAUUUCCUAUUAAAUCAUUGUUUUCAGAAA
This is a messenger RNA of Ostrea edulis (European flat oyster), 4301 nucleotides long. RefSeq names its product cell cycle checkpoint protein RAD17-like. The record is from RefSeq and is a predicted model, not a curated record. Lineage: Eukaryota; Metazoa; Mollusca; Bivalvia; Ostreida; Ostreidae. Gene Ontology annotation, molecular function: ATP hydrolysis activity; chromatin binding. Gene Ontology annotation, biological process: DNA repair; mitotic DNA replication checkpoint signaling; DNA damage checkpoint signaling. The transcript has 18 exons. Bases 147 to 2150 code for a protein of 667 amino acids.